ACAGGGCUACCCAUCAGUCCCAAUUUCAGUCCAUCUAAGCAGCCCUCCCCUAGUCCUUCUCGGAUGCAUACCGAGCGUAGGCGAAAAAUAAGCUGUUUUGAGAAUGAGAUGCUAACUAAGGGCACCUUCCUCGCUGCUAAAGAAGAAGUGAACCGAAAAUUCAGCAUGGGAUCUCGUCUUCUCCCUUCUCCACACAGUCACAAUCGUCGCUGUCGUCAUUCCAACUGCAAUAACAGCAACAACUACCUUCUUGUCGUUGACAACGCCUACAACCGACCUGCUUCUCGCAGCCACUCAGUGGACAAUUCAUUGGCGGAAAAAGUGGAUCAUUAUCGAGACUCAAACUCCACUGGAAGCGCUUACUCUGGGCGUAGUUACAGUUCGCUCAGUUCGGUGGAGAAGGAGAACGUCUGGAAGUUGUCUGUCUCAUCCGAUACGCGUUGCAGGUACGGCCGUCUUCUCAGUCCCAGCCCGAAACGAACCUCUAGAGACUACGAGCUCACUGCGGACAUUUGUUUGCAUUCGUUGGACUUUGUUCAGGAGGUGGGUCACUAUCUGGACCCCUCGCACCGCCCAGAGGAUAGUAGCGAGCCACGGGUGCCGCAAGCACCUUGUCUGCAGAUGAUGAAUAUGCCGCGUCGUGGUCGAUCUUCACAACCGCUGUCGUCGUUCCCAUCAUUGCCACGGGAAAGAGUGAAGAAGCGCAGCGUUUUCAGUCAAUCAAACUUCUGUCUAGUGGACCAGAUCUGUGAGGCAAAUGAGCCCACGAGCCCGCGAAGUGAACACGAAUUCAACCUCAUUGUGCCCGAGUCGCAUAGGAAAGGGAUCAGUGGGGGUAAAACCAAGACGUCGAACUGCAAAAUUAGUUAA
Messenger RNA from Hydatigera taeniaeformis, 870 nucleotides. The record is from the annotation of a GenBank genome assembly. NCBI's taxonomy places the organism in Eukaryota, Metazoa, Platyhelminthes, Cestoda, Cyclophyllidea, Taeniidae.